GAUUGUAGAUAGACCACAACGUCCCACUAGAUAUCCUAUUUUUUUCCAAAAGAUGUCUGUUCUGAACAGUCUUGUGCCGCGUUCUGGUCUGUUUGUCAUCGUCACAUGGAGUGCUACUGAAAUUUUGGCCCCAGUUGUAAAGGAUUUCAAUAGCCUGUUGUGGGAGCAACCCAUAGUUGAAGGAUCAGAUUCACACUUUUCAUCUCCAGAUCAUGAGCUCGUUCCGGCAUUGGCGAGCAACACCUUCAUAACUGUUGCUCCACUCGAGUUAGAUAAGCAAUAUAAACCUAUGCAUGAUCAGUUGUCUUUACCGUCCGACCCGCUCCUUAACGAACCAGCACCUCUGGCUCUCACUUCCUCUCCAUCCUUGACGUUAGCGCAUAUGCUACUCGGGUCUCAAAUAGGUGAGAUUGCACAUAAUCACCAAUAUAUCCAAAAUUGCAAUUUACCAUCAAUCCCCCACCUGGUCGAACUUGAAAACUUAGCUCCCAUCCCCCCUCCAUCCUCGACGUUGGUCGACGUGCUGAUGGGAUCUGAGAAAUGUGGAAUGGAAAAUGAUCACCAAUACGCUCACGGAUAUGUACCACCAGUCACACUCCUUGCAGAACCUGUAAAUUUAGCUCCCACUUCCCUUUCAUCCUCUAAGUUAGGAGAAGUGUUACUGGAAUCUGAAACAGGUGGGCUUGCAUAUAAUCACCAAUAUGCUCAAAGAAACCUUCAACCCUUCCCAUCCCAUGCCCAAGAUCCUUCAACUAUUGGACAUGCUCAAGAUUAUUCAAUUGAUGGACACAGUGAAUAUCCUUUGAUUGUUCGACAUGCUCAAUAUUCUUCAAUUAUUGGACAUGUUCCAGGUCCUUCAAUUUUUGGACAUCCUCAAAAUACUUGGAUUGCUGGACAUAGUCCAGAUCCUUCAAUUUUUGGACAUGCUCUGGCUCCUUCAAUUCUUGAAUAUGCUCAAGAUUAUCCAAUUUUUGGACAUGCUCAAGAUCUUUCAACUGUUGGACAUGCUCAAGAUCCUUCAAUUUUUGAACAUUUUCAAGAUGCUUUGGAUGUUGAACAUACUCAAGAUUCUGGAAUCAUCCACUAUCCUUUAGUUGUUGGAGAUGUUCAAGAUCCUUCCAUUGUUGUGCCUGCUCAAGAUCAUUUCAUUGCUGCACAUGCUCAAGAUUCAUCAAUCAUGGGACAACCUCAUUAUGCCUCAAUUACUGGAGGUGCUCCAGAUACCUCAAUUCUUGGGCAUGCUCAGCAUCCUUCAAAUGUUGGACAUGCUCAACUGCACACUUCAACUGUUGGAAACUUUCAAGAUCCUUCAAAUAUUGAGGAUUUUCAAGAUCCUUCAAUCAUUGGUCACAAACCUUCAAAGGCCAUCAAAGAGAAUUUGAUUGAGAAUCCAACAGACCCAAAUUUCCAGAAGAUCAUGAAGUUCUUUGAUCUAUUACAAUCCUCAUUAGCAUACCAACAAAGAAUAGCAGAUGAUGAUCCAAAAGUAGUCAUCCAAAUUUACCAGUAG
Puccinia graminis f. sp. tritici CRL 75-36-700-3 is the source of this 1510-nucleotide messenger RNA. RefSeq lists its product as uncharacterized. NCBI's taxonomy places the organism in Eukaryota, Fungi, Basidiomycota, Pucciniomycetes, Pucciniales, Pucciniaceae. The record is from RefSeq and is a predicted model, not a curated record. The transcript is spliced from 3 exons. The coding region runs from base 53 to 1510 and encodes 485 amino acids.